Molecule: messenger RNA, 1572 nt
Organism: Zingiber officinale
Lineage: Eukaryota; Viridiplantae; Streptophyta; Magnoliopsida; Zingiberales; Zingiberaceae
Product: sulfite oxidase-like
Exons: 12
Coding region: 101-1291 (396 amino acids)
Cellular component (GO): mitochondrion
Molecular function (GO): molybdopterin cofactor binding; oxidoreductase activity; molybdenum ion binding
Source: RefSeq, a predicted model, not a curated record
UAAAACCGUCCCACAGAAAAUGGAAGGUCCACUUCGCCCCCGUUAGAAAUCGAUUCGUCUCUUCGAUCGAUCGGGAGAAAGAGCGUGUGUGUGAGAGAAGAUGCCUGGUCUGACAGCUCCCUCCGAUUACUCCAAGGAACCCCCUCGCCACCCAUCUCUCAAGAUCAAUUCUAAGGAACCAUUUAAUGCUGAGCCUCAUCGUACAGCUCUACUGUCAUACAUUACACCUGUAGAUUUCUUCUACAAGAGAAACCACGGACCAAUUCCCAUUGUUAAUGACAUUGAAAGAUAUUGUGUUUCUAUAGGUGGUUUGGUGAAGAAUCCUUUAGAGAUAUCUAUGUCAGAAAUUAGGAAGCUUCCUAAGUACAAUGUUAUUGCUACUUUACAGUGUGCAGGUAAUAGAAGGACAGAAAUGAGCAAAACUCGUAAAGUAAGAGGUGUUGGUUGGGAUGUUGCUGCUGUAGGAAAUGCAAAAUGGGGAGGAGCAAAGUUAGCUGAUGUUCUUGAGCUGGUUGGAAUAUCCAAACAUACUUCAUCCUCUCCACUAGGUGGGAAGCAUGUCGAAUUCAUCAGCAUUGACAAGUGCAAAGAGGAAAAUGGUGGGCCCUACAAGGCAUCAAUACCUUUAAGACAAGCCACAAAUCCUGAAGCUGAUGUUUUACUUGCGUAUGAAAUGAAUGGAGAGACACUAAAUCGUGAUCAUGGAUAUCCAUUGCGGGUGAUUGUUCCUGGUGUAAUUGGUGCACGUUCUGUUAAAUGGUUGGACAGAAUCAGCAUAAUUGAAGACGAAUGCCAGGGAUUUUUUAUGCAAAAGGAUUACAAGAUGUUUCCGCCUUCAGUUAAUUGGGAUAAUAUUAAUUGGUUGUCUAGGAAGGCCCAAAUGGACUUUCCAGUGCAGAGUGCAAUAUGCUCUUUAGAGGAUGUUGAUUUUGUUAAACCAGGAAAGGUUACAAUUGCUGGAUAUGCUGUAGCUGGCGGUGGUCGGGGAAUUGAGAGAGUGGAUAUAUCUGUUGAUGGGGGUAGGACAUGGUUUGAAGCUCAGAGGUGUCAGAGAGGAAAUAUACCAUACCAAUCUGAUGAUUUGAACAAUGAUAAGUGGGCAUGGGUUCUAUUUAAGGUGGUUGUUGAUGUUCCAGAAAGUACUGUGAUUAUUGCUAAGGCGGUUGACACUGCCUCAAAUGUCCAACCAGAAAACGUAGAAGUCGUGUGGAAUCUAAGGGGUAUAUUGAACACCUCAUGGCACAAGGUCCAAGUGCGGCGAGCCUCACAAGUGGCAAUCUCCAAUCUGUGAACACGAAUGAGGACUACAUGAUAUCCUUCAAGUACUCCACCCAAACUUCUGUUGCAAAUAACUCUUGCAAGUGUUAGGUUCUUUCACAAUCAGAAGUUUAGAGUGUUCAUAUUUACCAGUACGUAAGAUGCCAAACGUUUCUUGUUCAGAAUUUGUCAUGCAAGUGCUUACUUAUUGGUGCAAAGGUCAUCAGUCGUCUGUGCGUGCACACACAUACAUAUAUUUAUUUGCCUUUUUUGUUGUCAACAUGGGAAACCUUCAGUUGCUCUUGCAAACCCCAA